UUUGUUUUUCAACAUUAAUACACUUUAUUGGUAUCAAAAAUACUCAUAUACGCUGGGGGGAUUCCGCGCGUAUUUAUGUACCAAAAUUUAACUUCAUUCUUAAAAUCUCAUAAAAAUUCAAAUAUCUCACCGUAUCUGACAAUAUCCGUAAGUAUUCACCGAUACCCACCAUGUAGGAUACUUCAAAUUUUGUCGAAUAUUUUGACAUUUUUAGAAUAUGGGUGAAUAUGAGAUAAUAAUGAAUGGUGGUGAAUUUUUGGCGCUGCAGACCUAUUUAUAAUAGGUGAAUUAUUGGGACAGCUUCUAAGCUGUCAUGGUAGUUGUUUGUUACAUGUGUGUAAGUUUUUGCAUUACAAAGCAAAAUUGAAAUGUGCCAUUUGCAAUGGAACGGUUCUGGCUAUAUAGAAGCUGUCAUAAUAAUUCACCACUUCUUCAUUCCCUGUUCUUGUCAAGUUCAACAUUGUCGGUAUUGCAGUUCAGAAAAUCUCAAAAUAUCUCCCAAAAAACGUAAAGUUGUGUUAACAUCUCUUGAAUUUGUUGAAAUCCCCCGAAUUUGUUCAUAUUUAUUCAUAUUUAAGAGCGCGGAAUCCCCCUAGCAUAUACGUAUUUCGGAAACAAUGCUUCCUUCUUCAGUGAGUUAGAUGAUGUUAGUUUGUUCUUUUGUGAUGAUGUUAGUUAUUUAAAAAUACACGUAAAUCACCAAAUUUCAUACAAUGGAAUUCUACAUCGAGAUAACCGAUAUCGUCAUGACGUAUUUGCCUUUUUGAAUGCAUUUUCCUUUGGAUUUGUUUUGCUACUUGUUUUGGUGUCGUUUAUCGGCUUCUUUUCAUGGCGAUGACUUGCAGCGAAAGUGAAACGUGAAACCAAAAUUGAUUUUCUCGCAUGAAGUGAAUUAUUUUGUGAAGCCAUAAAAACGCAUGCAACCAGACCAUGCCAAAAUACAAACCAGAAUAAUCGCCUUACAUUCAGUCUCUUAUUGAACUUCGGAUAUAUCGGUUUCAUUGCUUCUUUUACAAUGGUUGACGUUACUGGUGUUGCAAAGCGUGGAGGCUAUAGAUAUGAAGAUGGAACACGAUACAUCGGAGAUUGGAAUAACAGAGGUCAAAAGCACGGAAUGGGUUCGCUGAUUUUGGCAGAUGGAACGCGAUAUGAUGGAGCCUUUUUAAACGGCCUUUGCAAUAGAUUAGGUGUUAUGACUUUUUCGGACGGUGCAAAGUAUGAAGGUGAAUUUAUGAAAGGCUGGUUUCAUGGCCAUGGAAUAUUCUGGCGAACAGACGGUAUGAAGUUCGAAGGAGAAUUUCGUGGUGGGCGUAUCUGGGGACUAGGACUGGUGACAUUCAGUGAUCAUACACAUGGUUUUCCACGUAAUGAGGGCUUUUUCCAAGAUUGUCGCCUGAUUCGAAAGAAACGAUGCCCGGAAGUGGUCCAAAAAGCGCAAACAGUUGCCCUAAUGGCACGCGCGCAAUGUGAUACAUCUGGUAUUUGAUUCAACUUGAAACUCAAUACCAAAUAGGUACUCGUACAUGCCUUAUAUUUUAAUUUAAUUAAAAUAUUGAUUGCAAUGUGCUCUCAUGUAAACAAAAAAAGUAAUGAAUAAAGCAAUGUCAAAAUUUGAA
Contarinia nasturtii (swede midge) is the source of this 1616-nucleotide messenger RNA. It is a transcript of the gene rtp, whose product is annotated as MORN repeat-containing protein 4 homolog. Lineage: Eukaryota; Metazoa; Arthropoda; Insecta; Diptera; Cecidomyiidae. The transcript has 7 exons. The record is from RefSeq and is a predicted model, not a curated record. Bases 1016 to 1486 code for a protein of 156 amino acids.